This is a messenger RNA of Pelagomonas calceolata, 360 nucleotides long. NCBI's taxonomy places the organism in Eukaryota, Pelagophyceae, Pelagomonadales, Pelagomonadaceae. The record is from the annotation of a GenBank genome assembly.
AUGGGCCGCACGACCGCCGCCGACAAGAAGAAGAUGCUGCUCAAGAUCUACCACACGAAGAAGGAGCCCUUCAACCUCAAGGAGCUGACGAAGCUGGCCAAGGCCGCCGGCCUCGCGGAGAAGCUCGUCCAGGACGUGAACACGCAGCUCAUGGACGACAACUACGUGUCGAGCGACAAGAUCGGCACGGGCAACUACUUCUGGGCCUUCCCCGGGUCGCAAGGUGCUCAAGCGAAGAAGCAGCUCGACGAGGUCCGUUGCCGCGUCGAUGGCGUCAUUCUCGCGUUGCUGGCGUCGCGUCGACGGCGUCGAGGGGUCCCAUCACGCCAUCGAAGCGAACAGUCGCCGCGAGUCUCGUGA